Messenger RNA from Saprolegnia parasitica CBS 223.65, 2595 nucleotides. RefSeq lists its product as hypothetical. Bases 1 to 2595 code for a protein of 864 amino acids. Gene Ontology annotation, molecular function: protein binding. The transcript is spliced from 10 exons. Lineage: Eukaryota; Oomycota; Saprolegniomycetes; Saprolegniales; Saprolegniaceae. The record is from RefSeq and is a predicted model, not a curated record.
AUGUCAUUGAUGCUGGGAAGCCCAGCGCCAUCGCCGUCCAAGCGGCGCUUGCGAGAACUCGUCGAGGCUGCGCGCGUCGCCACGUGCUCACAGGACGUGGAUGCUCGGGACGAGGCCAAGGCGCAGGCGCGCCAAGACAAGUACUAUACGCGCUGGCGCCACAUGCGCUGUCUCCAUGCGUACUACGCGUCGCGCCCGACGCCACUCUUGCCUGCUCUGCACGUGGCCUGUUUUGAGGCGUGUGUCCAGGCGCACGUGCCGCUCUCGCUCCUUGAAAGCAUAUUGGUCAAGUGCUUGGGCCUUGAUCCGCGCGACAAGCACGCCAUCCACUUGGUGCGCGCGGUCUUGGAUGUCGUCGCGGAGACGAGUGCGCACGGCCUUGUCGUGGACUACCGACGCGUCGCAGCCAUGUGGGACACGCUCGAGCAGCCACUUUUGGCGCCACGCGACCGCCUCUCGCGCUGGUUCUACAUCUACGCCAGCACCAAGAACAACGUCGAAGCGAUCCACACGAGCUCCGACCUGAGUGCCAUGUGCACGCUCGCGUCGUCGAGUCCGCUGGAGGAGGCCGAAGUCGACCACUGCCUCAACGAAUUCUUCACCGAAACGCGUGCCAAGCGAUGCCAUGCCUAUACCCUCGCAGAGUUGCUGGCGUAUAUGGAGUCGCACCCGUGGUUCCCCAAGCUGCUCGACCGUCAAGUGUGGCACAUCCUCCCCGACGCCAUUCGGCUCGAGUACCACCGAGACAAGUACGGCGUCUCCGUGCUCCGUGUCGAGCAGGAGCGAUACGCCGUGCGCCUCCAGCUCGCCGCGCGGACAUGGUCGCUGGCCUCGUCGCGGGCCCACUGGCAUCGCUGGCGCGAGUGGACCUACCUCUCGCGUCUCAAGAAGCGAGGCGAGCGCCAUCGCCAAUCCGUCCAGUGCGCCCGCGGUCUCAUGGGCCUUCGAGACCAUUGCCACCGACGUCGGUGGAUGCAUCUACGCGAGGCCAUGGCCCGCACUCAGUACCACAAAUCCCUUCUCGCGCGAGUCUUUCUCGACUGGACCUUCUUUCACGCUGCAUGGCGAGCUCUCAACGCGUGGGCAGUCGUGCGCGCCGAGCGGUUCCGACCGCCACGUCUCUUGCGGCCACCGUACACGGCGUGGAUCCAGUACACCCAGCUGCAAUUUCAACUCCGACGCGAGCGCCACGAGAUUUGCGUCGCCAAGGCCCGAGCCGUGCGCGCCCAGCUGCUUCAGACCAUCGUGUCGGCGUGGGUCUACUAUGUUGUGCUUCAGAAGCGCGAUCGGCAAGCGGCAGCGCACCAAGACGCGAUGGUUUCCGCCGACAUUGAGUACGCGCGCGUCGAGCGCGAAGUGGCGCAAAUGACGAUCGAAGACGCCAUCGCACGCGAGGUGAUUGCAAGAGACAAGCAAGAGAUGGAGCGGGCGCGGGCGGCCGCGUUCCGCGCCCAAACCGAGCAAAUCAAAAAGAUGCGCAAACAGCGCGAGCUCAUCGAGUACCGGACCGCCAAGAAACUCGAGCGACAGCGGCGCUUGGACGCCACCAACGACGCCGCGUGGGCCGAGAUCGAAGCCAUGGCCAAGGCCAAGGCCCGCGAAGCUGCUACAAAGUGGCUCGCGACGCCAGAAGGCAAAUUAAAGCUUCUCGAGUCGGCGACGUACAUUUACGAGACGGGCCCGUCAACGGUCGCCGCGGGCCUUCAAGCGGAUCCAGCCUACGGCAACGUGCCAAACUGCGUCUGGGUGUGCCGCCUCGAGGUCUUUCGCACCAAGGCGCAGCCACCCAAGGCCUACUAUAUGCACACGGAAGAUCUGAAUAAGAUCUUAUGCGCCAAUUUAACGCUGGCGGAUUGCGAUGCGAUCGCUCGCGAGCAGUAUAUUCAAACGCGCGUGAACGAAACGAUGGCGCAGCUUGCAAUACGCGGCGCCGAAGAGAGACUCAAGGUGCUGCGCAACCGGUCGGCCAAGACAAUCCAGCUCCUCUUUCGGUGUCGCCAAGCGCGAAAACACAUGCGCGGCCUCAUGCGCGCUGUCGUGAUGCGCCGCAUCGAUCCGACGACGGGCGCCGUCGUCUACUACAAUACCAUGUCCCGCACCACGUCGCCGUCGCCGCCUGUACUCAUGGGCGCAGCCGUCGCGACGCUUCCAAUGGAGUCGCUCAACUGGGUCCGCCGUAUGAACAACCGUGGCGAGCUCUUCUACUUCAACCAAGAGACGCUCGAGACUUCGUGGACGAUCCCCGACGGCUAUGUGCUCUGCUUCAAGUGCAAACUCAACUUUGUGACGCAGCGCCACGUGGCGACGGGCGUCCGCUACUGCGUCUCGUGCUUUGCCGAGCGCAUUCACAUUGAGCGCCAAGAGGCCAAGGCCCAGGGUGAAGCUAUUGACCCAAGGAAAGGCUGGGCCAAGGUCGUCGUGCAGGCUGCCAAGUGCGCGGUCUGCAAGACGAGCGCGGCCGCGGUGCAGUGCCACGAUUGUCUCGGCGACACGACGUGCUUGCGCUGCUUUACCAUUUUGCACGCCAACCCCAAGCUCAAGCACCACACACAGCACGAGUCGCUCUUGCACACGUCGAAUGCAAGCGCCUCGUAG